Molecule: messenger RNA, 557 nt
Organism: Mycena citricolor
Lineage: Eukaryota; Fungi; Basidiomycota; Agaricomycetes; Agaricales; Mycenaceae
Source: the annotation of a GenBank genome assembly
CACGGUCCGUGCGUCAAGGCAAGGGAAAGGACCGGCUGCUCUUUUCUUGUCUUAAAUUGGAGAGCACUGAGAUCAGUCAGCUGAGGCAUGCACGCUUUUAGGGCAUUCUCUAAACUGAGCGGCUCCGGAGAGCUGGUGAAGUGGAUGCAGACACGGUCGACGGUUCCGGCGAGUAGUGUAUCUAGUUCGCUCCAGGCCUGUGCCACGAGUGUUAUCUGAUCGACGGUGGCGGCCCAGGGAAUCCCAAGUCGGAUGCAGGAUAGAAUGGGUGAUGCGCGAAGGAUUACUCGGACGUCAGACAGCACGAGAGCCAUCUCCUGCGCACUGAGGUUCCCGAAAUCAAGGUUCAGCGUGUGUAGCUCGGUGCAGCAGUCAUUGGCCAGGUUUAGAGGGACGGCGACGCCGUGGCGGCGGUGGAAGCGAAAGAGCGACAGCUCGUAGAGCUUAGAGGAGAGGACGCGGAGAAGGGGUGUGUAGCAGGACUGGUCGUAGAUAACCAAUGCCAGCUUAUCGACACGGAGGUUUGGAGAGGCCAACGCCGCGAUAACCGGCUCCUU